Aegilops tauschii subsp. strangulata is the source of this 1684-nucleotide messenger RNA. RefSeq lists its product as uncharacterized. Gene Ontology annotation, biological process: positive regulation of DNA-templated transcription. Gene Ontology annotation, cellular component: nucleus. Gene Ontology annotation, molecular function: DNA-binding transcription factor activity; transcription cis-regulatory region binding. The record is from RefSeq and is a predicted model, not a curated record. Lineage: Eukaryota; Viridiplantae; Streptophyta; Magnoliopsida; Poales; Poaceae.
UGGAUAUCACCGGCUAAAGUGAAGUUCUACAAGGCCGAAAGAAAAGAAUCUCAAGUGCCGUGAGGUAAUUAAUUAACGAAUCGGAAGUCUCAGUCGAGCUAGCUGGUUCACAGCAGGCAAACUACGUUGUUGUCAGAGUAUUUAACCUUGUGACCAUCGAGUGGCAAUCAAUAAAUUAAUUAGCAGCAAAAAGAUUUGCUACCUCGACGUCGAGAUCGAUCGACAACGCACCACCAUCGGCACGACUUUUUUUUUUCUAAAAGGAAAAAAGCUCAUCGUCAGUGGGCACUCGCUACCGAGGCGCGUGGGCCCACGCGGGACGUCCACGAGAAGGAAAAAAAAGGAGGUGGGCCCAAUGUGCCAGCCCGCCACCCGUCUCUCCGAAACGGGCUAUAAAUAGGGCCCUCCUACACUUGUCUCCCUCCCUUUUCCCUCUCCCGCCACUCGCACAGCACACUCCAGGUUACGCUGUGACGCUUCUGCCCCUAGCCAACUGCUAGUGCACUGCCAUGGCCCUCUCCGACGUCGACCUCGACUUCGAGGCCUUCCUCGCCCACCUCGCCUCCGGCCUCGACGCGCCGCCUCCGACGCAGACGUCCCCCGUGCCGGCUCUGUCGUCGUCGCCGGAUCUUCUUCCCAUGCUCACGUCGUCGCCGGAGGCGGGCCUGCUGAGCCCCGCUGCCCCGUCGCCGCUGGAAGUACCCAUGGACACGUCGUCGCCGUCGGAGGGCGGCCUGCUGACCCCAGGUGCGCUGUCGCCGGAUCUUCCCAUGACCACGUCGUCGCCGGAGGAGGGCACGUCGUCGGGAUCGGCGGGGACCGUCGCCGUCGCCGGACCAGACGACGGCGACAGGGAGCGGAGGCUCCGCCGCAAGGUGUCCAACCGCGAGUCGGCGCGCCGGUCACGCGCGCGCAAGCAGCGGCACCUCGAGGAGCAGCGCGCCGCGGCCGCCACGCUCCGGGCCGGGAACCGGCACCUCGCCGAGAAGCUCCGGGUCGCCAGGGCGCGCGCGGGGCUCGUCGCGCUCGCCAACGCCCGCCUCCGCGCCCAGGGCCAGGCCCUGAGCCGACGCCUCGACGCCGCGCGCCAGGCCCUCGCCCUCAGGCAGCUCUACGCCGCCGCGUCGGCCUCCGGCGGCGCCCUGGACAUGCAGGCGCUCGCCUCGCUGAUCCGGUAGCGCAUGGCACGGCGCGGGCGCACGAGAAGAUGUUUUUUGACCUGCUGGUGCAACAUCGAUCGAACGAACGAACGACGAACGUACGGGCUGCUAUUAAUCGAAACCCAUAAGAAGCUAUUAUGCAUGAUCCUUGAUAUAUAAAAGCAAGAAAUUGUGUACGGAAAAUGGCACCAAAAAACGUACUUGCUGCUUGAUCCAUGCUGCUGCUCGAACAUCGCCGAUUUCUGCGCUCCCUUUGAUCGGAAACGGACGGCCAGGAUCGAUCCAGCGAGCAUGAGAUGCUCUUCCGCUCGCCGCUGGAUCUCAAUUAUUGUUGUCUCUGUGAUUUAGUAGCUAGUGCUGCAGCUUUGCUAUCGAUCUGUUGGCUGAUUACUGGAUGGAUGUAUCCAUCGUCUCUCUCUCUGUGUCCUUCUUAUUCCUCAUGUUUGGCACCUGUCACCCUCAUGCUUGUCUCUCUAAAUAUAAUUCCUUGCUCACCGGCCGAAAGUUGGUGGACGAGUUGCACA